This is a messenger RNA of Hippocampus comes (tiger tail seahorse), 2092 nucleotides long. It is a transcript of the gene mak, whose product is annotated as male germ cell-associated kinase. The coding region runs from base 75 to 1964 and encodes 629 amino acids. The transcript is spliced from 14 exons. Gene Ontology annotation, molecular function: ATP binding; protein kinase activity. Lineage: Eukaryota; Metazoa; Chordata; Actinopteri; Syngnathiformes; Syngnathidae. Gene Ontology annotation, biological process: protein phosphorylation. The record is from RefSeq and is a predicted model, not a curated record.
CACACACACACACACACACAAUUCAAUGACCUGAGAGCGUUUUUGAUCAGCGGAUGAAACCAGCGUGAGAAACGAUGAACCGCUACACCACCUUAAAGCAGCUGGGUGACGGCACUUACGGCAGCGUGCUGAUGGGGAGAAGCAAUGAAUCUGGAGAACUUGUUGCGAUUAAAAGAAUGAAAAGGAAGUUUUAUUCGUGGGAGGAAUGUAUGAACCUAAGAGAGGUGAAGUCGCUGAAGAAGCUGAACCAUGCCAAUGUCGUGAAGUUAAAGGAAGUCAUCAGGGAGAACGAUCAUCUGUACUUUGUUUUUGAAUACAUGAAGGAGAACCUCUAUCAGCUCAUGAAGGACAGAGAGAAUAAGAUGUUCUCAGAGAAUGAACUUAGGAACAUCAUGUUUCAAGUGUUAGCUGGCUUGGCUUUUGUACAUAAGCAUGGUUUCUUCCACCGAGACAUGAAGCCAGAAAAUCUCUUGUGCAUGGGCCCAGAGCUGGUCAAAAUAGCAGAUUUUGGACUGGCUCGGGAGAUCCGCUCCAAGCCUCCCUAUACUGACUACGUGUCGACAAGAUGGUACCGAGCACCGGAGGUUCUGCUCAGGUCAUCUACUUACAGCUCUCCGGUUGACUUGUGGGCUGUAGGAUGCAUCAUGGCCGAACUCUACACACUCAGGCCUCUUUUCCCGGGGAACAGUGAAGUGGACGAGAUUUUCAAGAUCUGCCAAGUCCUGGGCACUGUGAAGAAGCUGGAUUGGCCUGAGGGCUACAAACUGGCUUCAGCCAUGAACUUUCGCUUCCCUCAAUGUGUGCCGACGCCACUGAAGACGCUCGUCCCCAAUGCUAGCAGAGAGGCCAUUAGCCUGAUGAAGGACCUGCUGCAGUGGGAUCCCAAAAAACGACCCACCGCUGUCCAGGCCCUGCGAUACCCGUAUUUCCAGGUCGGACAGGUCUUGGGUCCUCGUCCUCACAGCCAAGAGGCCAAGAAGAUCCAGGCCCGACAAAUAAUUCAGAAGCCGGCCUCAGAGAUGGACCCCGAGCAGUCCUGUUCUCGGGCCAAAGCUACCCAGCAGCCUCUGCAGCAAAUCUGCCGACCUCAAGCUAAAGCAGCAUCGGUGGGCAACGAAAACAACCUUGGUCCAGGUGGAGCGGGCGCGGUGAAGAACGGGAGACGCCGCUGGGGCCAGGCGGCUGUCAAGACAUCAGACAGCUCGGAUGAUCCCGAUCCAUCAGGCACGGUCGCUUCUCACUCCAAGAAGCCCAGUUUGGGCAACUCGGAGGAGGAGAGGAACUCAAAUCAACUUUGGCCGCGGGCCAGGGAUCAUCAGCCUCUGUAUUCCUUCAGGACAAUUACAAAACUACCUCACAAUAUUAAGGUUGGUCCAGUGGAGCCCAAUCUCCCAGGAUCUGCGGCGCGCCAGCAUUACCUCAGCCAAUCCAGAUACCUGCCUGGUUUGAUCGGCAAGACUCAGGCAACGUCAGGAGAAAAGGCGCUGAGCGGCAUGACGUUACGGGACUUGUGGGAGAACUCUUCCGACACCGUAAACAAGACUUUUGUUCCCAUGGGAGCGGGAUUCGCCGUCAACAGAGCCAACCCAGGGAACUUUGUGACCACCAAGUAUAACCUGUCCGCUGCUUACAUCCCUUCGCUACAAAAGAAAGAGGUCGGCGCCGUGGGACAGAGGAUCCAGCUAGCUCCUUUAGCAAGCCAUCACACAGUCAAUCCUUCCUCUUCUCCCAAAAUUAAAAAAGACCGAGCAAAAUGUUCAAAACCAAAGUCCAUCUCCUCUUUAAGUGAAACCAAUGAAGAUUACGAGGCUUGGAAGACGAGGACAGACAGAAAUCAGGUGGUGAAAGGGAGCAACUACUCUGCUCUGGGGAAGACUUCGGGGAACCACAUGACCAGAGCUCCCGCCGUCCAGCCGGUCCACGGCAGGGUGGACUGGACUUCCAAGUAUGGUGGAAAUCGGUAGUUGGGGGCAGGAGGUGAUUCGUCUUCCGCGGGUUGUCGGCCAAAUUGCUGAAAAAUAAGCAGUCAGAAGAAGCUUGAAUGCGAUCCCCUCCCCCCGCCUCCCAAAUGGCCGGCAAGAGCCAAUUCUCU